Messenger RNA from Equus caballus (horse), 6732 nucleotides. RefSeq names its product DAB2 interacting protein (gene DAB2IP). NCBI's taxonomy places the organism in Eukaryota, Metazoa, Chordata, Mammalia, Perissodactyla, Equidae. The record is from RefSeq and is a predicted model, not a curated record. Gene Ontology annotation, biological process: regulation of GTPase activity.
CGGGGAGGGCGGGGGCCGGAGGAGGAGUUGGAGCGACUUUGUGGGGCAGCCUUGGCCUCGGCGGCGGUCGCUCCGACGUGCGCGGGAGAAGCAGGACGCCCGCCGGGCGGGCCGGAGCGGCCGAUGGGGCCCGUGUGAGCGUGCCCAGGCCCGGCCCGGUGCCCGGCGGGCGGCAGCAUGUCCGCGGGCGGCAGCGCCAGGAAGACCACCGGGAGGCCCUCCUACUACUACCGGCUGCUGCGGCGACCCCGGCUGCAGCGACAGAGGAGCCGCUCCCGCAGCCGGACCCGGCCCGCCAGGGAGUCGCCCCAAGAAAGGCCGGGCUCGCGGCGCAGCCUGCCCGGCAGCCUGUCGGAGAAGAGCCCCAGCAUGGAGCCCUCGGCCGCCACGCCGUUCCGGGUCACGGGCUUCCUCAGCCGCCGCCUCAAGGGCUCCAUCAAGCGCACCAAGAGCCAGCCCAAGCUGGACCGCAACCACAGCUUUCGCCACAUCCUGCCGGGGUUCCGGAGCGCCGCCGCCGCCGCCGCCGCCGCCUCCGCCGCCGCGGACAAUGAGAGGUCCCAUCUGAUGCCGAGGCUGAAGGAGUCUCGCUCCCACGAGUCCCUGCUCAGCCCCAGCAGCGCGGUGGAGGCGCUGGACCUCAGCAUGGAGGAGGAGGUUGUCAUCAAGCCCGUGCACAGCAGCAUCCUAGGCCAGGACUACUGCUUCGAGGUGACAACAUCAUCAGGAAGCAAGUGCUUCUCCUGCCGGUCAGCAGCCGAGCGGGAUAAGUGGAUGGAGAACCUGCGGCGCGCGGUGCACCCCAACAAGGACAACAGCCGGCGUGUGGAGCACAUCCUGAAGCUGUGGGUGAUUGAGGCCAAGGACUUGCCAGCCAAGAAGAAGUACCUGUGUGAGCUGUGCCUGGACGAUGUGCUCUAUGCCCGCACCACGGGCAAGCUCAAGACGGACAAUGUCUUCUGGGGCGAGCACUUUGAGUUCCACAACCUGCCACCCCUGCGCACCGUCACCGUCCACCUGUACCGGGAGACUGACAAGAAGAAGAAGAAGGAACGCAACAGUUACCUGGGCCUGGUGAGCCUGCCUGCUGCCUCAGUGGCUGGGCGGCAGUUCGUGGAGAAGUGGUACCCAGUGGUGACGCCCAACCCCAAGGGCGGCAAGGGCCCCGGUCCCAUGAUCCGCAUCAAGGCACGUUACCAGACCAUCACCAUCCUGCCCAUGGAGAUGUACAAGGAGUUUGCCGAGCACAUCACCAACCACUACCUGGGGCUCUGUGCAGCCCUCGAGCCCAUCCUCAGUGCCAAGACCAAGGAGGAGAUGGCGUCGGCCCUGGUGCAUAUCCUGCAGAGCACAGGCAAGGUGAAGGACUUCCUGACGGACCUGAUGAUGUCAGAGGUGGACCGUUGUGGGGACAAUGAGCAUCUCAUCUUCCGGGAGAACACGCUGGCCACCAAGGCCAUUGAGGAGUACCUUAAGCUGGUGGGCCAGAAGUACCUGCAGGACGCACUAGGUGAGUUCAUCAAAGCGCUGUAUGAGUCAGAUGAGAACUGUGAGGUGGACCCAAGCAAGUGCUCGGCCGCGGACCUCCCGGAGCACCAGGGCAACCUCAAGAUGUGCUGCGAGCUGGCCUUCUGCAAGAUCAUCAACUCCUACUGCGUCUUCCCUCGGGAGCUGAAAGAGGUGUUUGCCUCGUGGCGGCAGGAGUGCAGCAGCCGCGGCCGGCCCGACAUCAGCGAGCGGCUCAUCAGUGCCUCCCUGUUUCUGCGCUUCCUCUGCCCAGCCAUCAUGUCACCCUCACUCUUCAACCUGCUGCAGGAGUACCCCGAUGACCGCACUGCCCGCACCCUCACCCUCAUCGCCAAGGUGACCCAGAACCUGGCCAACUUCGCCAAGUUUGGCAGCAAGGAGGAGUACAUGUCGUUCAUGAACCAGUUCCUGGAGCAUGAGUGGACCAACAUGCAGCGCUUCCUGCUGGAGAUCUCCAACCCCGAGACCAUCUCCAACACGGCGGGCUUUGAGGGCUACAUUGACCUGGGCCGUGAGCUCUCCAGCCUGCACUCGCUGCUCUGGGAGGCCGUCAGCCAGCUGGAGCAGAGCAUUGUGUCCAAACUGGGGCCUCUGCCUCGAAUUCUGAGGGACGUCCACACAGCACUGAGCACCCCGGGCAGUGGGCAGCUCACAGGGACCAACGACCUGGCCUCCACGCCUGGCUCUGGCAGCAGCAGCAUCUCAGCUGGGCUGCAGAAGAUGGUGAUCGAGAAUGAUCUCUCUGGGUCCUCCGGGGUCCAGCCCUCACCUGCCCGCAGCUCGAGUUAUUCGGAAGCCAACGAGCCCGAUCUUCAGAUGGCCAACGGUGGCAAGAGCCUAUCCAUGGUGGACCUCCAAGACGCCCGCACGCUGGACGGGGAGGCGGGCUCCCCGGCGGGCCCUGACGCCCUCACCACCGACGGGCAGACACCUGCAACUCAGCUGGUGGCUGGGUGGCCAGCCCGGGCAGCCCCAGUGAGCCUGGCAGGGCUGGCCACUGUCCGGCGGGCAGGCCAGACGCCAACCACGCCGGGUACCUCCGAAGGCGCACCAGGCCGGCCCCAGCUGUUGGCACCGCUCUCCUUCCAGAACCCCGUGUACCAGAUGGCGGCUGGCCUGCCGCUGUCGCCCCGUGGCCUUGGCGACUCAGGCUCUGAGGGUCACAGCUCCCUGAGCUCCCACAGCAACAGUGAGGAGUUGGCGGCUGCUGCCAAGCUGGGAAGUUUCAGCAGUGCUGCCGAGGAGCUUGGGCGGCGGCCUGGGGAGCUGGCACGGCGGCAGAUGUCGCUGACUGAAAAGGCCGGGCAGCCCACGGUGCCAAGGCAGAACAGCGCUGGUCCCCAGCGAAGGAUCGAUCAGCCUCCACCCCCGCCGCCUCCACCACCUCCUGCCCCGCGUGGCCGGACGCCACCCACCCUGCUGAGCACCCUGCAGUACCCACGGCCCUCAAGCGGAACCCUGGCAUCGGCCUCGCCUGAUUGGGCUGGCCCUGGAGCCCGGCUGCGGCAACAGUCCUCCUCCUCCAAGGGCGAUAGCCCUGAGCUGAAGCCUCGUGCGGUGCACAAGCAGGGCCCUUCACCUGUGAGCCCCAAUGCCCUGGACCGCACGGCUGCUUGGCUUUUGACCAUGAACGCGCAGUUGUUAGAAGACGAGGGCCUGGGCCCAGAUCCCCCCCACAGGGAUAGGCUAAGGAGUAAGGAGGAGCUCAGCCAAGCAGAAAAGGACCUGGCAGUGCUGCAGGACAAGUUGCGAAUCUCCACCAAGAAGCUGGAGGAGUAUGAGACCCUGUUCAAGUGCCAGGAGGAGACGACGCAGAAGCUGGUGCUGGAGUACCAGGCACGGCUCGAGGAGGGUGAGGAGCGGCUACGGCGGCAGCAGGAAGACAAGGACAUCCAGAUGAAGGGCAUCAUCAGCAGGUUGAUGUCAGUGGAGGAGGAGCUAAAGAAGGACCAUGCGGAGAUGCAAGCAGCUGUAGACUCCAAACAGAAGAUCAUCGAUGCCCAGGAGAAGCGCAUCGCCUCACUGGAUGCCGCCAACGCCCGCCUCAUGAGUGCCCUGACCCAGCUGAAAGAGAGGUACAGCAUGCAAGCCCGUAACGGCAUCUCCCCCACCAACCCCACCAAAUUGCAGAUUACUGAGAACGGCGAGUUCAGAAACAGCAGCAAUUGUUAACCUGCCCGAGGAGGGAGGAGCCUGCCCAAGGAGAGGGAGGACUGUGGUGGCCCAGGGCAGGGUCUCGGCCUGGGGAGGAGCGCCCCCACAGUCGCAGCCCCAGCACAGGGGGCAAGAGGCCAGGCGGCCGCCCCCUUCCCUCCACCCGCGGUCCGAGAGGCGGCCACAGAGGGAGCCGCGAGAGACUGACACUGCGCGAGCCCGCUCCCCUCUCUUCCAGCCCAAGGAGCGUGUUCGGUGCAGGCCAAAGAGACUGCACGCUGGGGAGUGGGGACAGCCUGGUGGGAACAGGGGGCCUGCCAAGAUUUGUCUCUGUUGGUUCUUGAAUUUGGUGCGUGUCACCUUUCCUCCUUGAGCUGGCCAGGUGCAUGUACCCCCACACCCUCCCUAGGGAGGGAGCUGUCCGGAGAGGUGGAGGGUUAAAGAGCCAGGGGCCUGCCCCUGUGGCUUCCCUCACCUCCUCAGGGGCCCAGGACUCCCUGGCAGCCAGGCCCCUGCCCUGUGGGACCUGCCCCUCGGUUCCAGGAGCUGACAGGUUGGUCAGCAGGCGUGGGGAGGGUGGGGAGGAUGGAGCUGCCAGAGUUCCGUAGCCCCUGCCCGUCUCCACCCUGCACACCUGCCACCGCGUAUAGCCUGCCGGAGACCCCUCCUGGCUGUGAGGAACCAAGGAGUCACCCUGUCCCCAAAGUUCCUGCCUUUCCCCUCCCUCCCUCCCUUUCUUACUCGUUCCACCAAAAGAGGCUCUUUCUUCUGGGCUCUCGCACCUGCGGGGAGGAUCCAGAGCCUCCCUCGCUUGCCCCACAGCCCAGGCCAAUGCUCUGGGGCUCCCCGAACCAGAGAUCUGGGCAGAGUAGGCCCAGAGGGCACUGCACGUGGUGCCUCCGCUCUCCUGGGGCUAGGGAGCCAGGGGACAGUGGCCCUCCAGGGAGCGGCCACCUUGGUGCUCACCCUGAGAGAAAGGCUGAUCUUUCCUGAUUGAUGGGUUAAGAAAAUUCUAACGCCUGCAGGCCCUGAGAAGGUGGAUAACUGUGACUUUUUUUCCUUUCACAGUAUGCAUUAGAAACAAAAGCCCGCUUGCUCGCUUGCUGGAACACAGGGGCCUUUUAAAUUGAGCGUGCGCACUGCAUGGGAAAUAGCGGCCCUGGAGGAUGUUAGACUUGCUCCCUCUCCAAGACAGCAGCGGCCUGCACCAGGCCCCGUGCGUGCGGCGGCCUCCUCACCCUUCCCGGCCCAGCCGAGGACCCAGGCGCUGCAGACAGGGGGGGCACACCCACAGCUGGGGCUGGUUUUCCUCAGCUCUAGGCUGUUGUGUAGCUUUUCAGCCCUCCCGCCGCCCCUCGCGGGACACAGGUGGGCAGGAGCCUGGGUCUCUCUCGUUCCUCCCUGUUCCCAGCCCCGGCCCUGGUGAUCUGGGGCAAGAGCUGGGCGUUUGCCCCACGGUGGAGCAGAGCUGGGUGAGUCAGGAGCCACCCCUCAGCCUCAGCCUCAGCCUCAGCCAGCUGAGGAGACCCUUGGAAAGACCUCUGAGCACCUCCUGCCCCUGGGGCUGGAGACAUGCUGCCAGGGCCUGACUUGCCCCAGAACCCACCAGGAGGGGUGAGGGGGUGUGGCCCAGACCCCACUGCACCCGUCCUGGGCCUGUGCUCUGGGAGGGGGCUCUGAGAUGAAACCUGUAGCUCACUUAGGCCGGAGACAUGCUGGUGGGGAGAGGGGACCAUCAGGGGUCACAGACCUCAGGAAGGAAGGCUGUGGGGCUGAGGCCCUGUCCCCGCUCCUGGCCUCACAGGCAGGGCCUGGCCCCCGUGAUGUCCUCUGGUUCAGUCUCGCACCCACACUGCCCAAUGAGCCCUCCCCUCCUCCCUCUACCCCCUCCCACCGAUGCCUCUUAGAGUGACCUCGGACUGAGCACCUCUUAGCAAUACAGGGGGAGGGUCCCAGGGCCUGGACAGCAGGGCGCAGGAGGCCAGCGCGGUGGCCAGUGCUGGCGCCCUUGGCGCGGGUUGUGAGCUCUCAGGCCGAGAGCCUUAUUUACCUAGUGCAAAAACUGUAAAAGUGUACAGACUCUUCACAGAUUUUUAUCUGACUUGCAAGUCUGAUGAUUUUUGUAAAUGUUCUUGGUGUUUGACUGUAAUGUACCUAUUUCACCUAAUGGAUGUACAUAAUCCUUUCGUCCUGGUGCUGCCGAGGGCUGCCCGGGACCGCUGCUCUCCGAUGGUUUUUAUUUUAUUUUUUAAUCUAGAGAACAGUAUUGGGCAGGAGGAAGAGGUUUGGGAUUUGGGUGUUGGGGUUUUUUCCCUGCCCGUGGCAUUUAUUUGUUGGCUUUGCAGUGUGCUGUCUGGGUGGGGGUGAUGAGGACAUGUGCCCUGACUGGGCCAGCAAAGGGGGGCUCCUCCUGCUGGGGCCGCAGAGAACCCGUGUCCUGGUGUUGGACGCUGCCUGCCGCAGAGCUGGUUGGCAGAGGGCCCGGGGUGGGGAGUGAGGGAGGGCAGUCCUUGCUCGGGGAAGACCGAGGCCCCCGGGCCCCAGGCCCAGACUCUGCUGGAGGAGGCUCUCCCUCCCCUGCUGACACGCGAGGCCUGACUUUUUUGCUAAUCUUCUAUGUUUCGGGUGAAGGAAACUGCCAAACUUCCUAAAGGGAAGACUCUUUUCCGACUGCCCAGAAAGGGGCGUGGGGAACCAAGGGCAGAGCUCCAGUGCCCCCCACCCUACAGAGCACCUGCCCCGGGUACACCUCUCUCCUCCACCCCGUCCGUUUGCGGAAGGCAGACAGUCCAGGGAAACAGCUCCUCUUUUCUACACACUCGGCCCAAAGCCGCCCCAGCCCCCGCACCGCCUCCCUCCUCCCCUUUUGUAAGUAUGUGAAAAGGAGAAAAUGCAAACGGUGGAGUCUUGGCCGGAGCUCCUCCCUCCAGCCAGGACUUUUAACUAUGUAAUAAUGUACAGAGAAAGUCGUUGGUGUUCUAAGACUGUGUGGCUGUGCAAUUUCUGUACAUUUGCAAUUAGAAAUAUUAAAGAUUUAUUUAGCUAUUUUAA